Messenger RNA from Amphibalanus amphitrite, 1289 nucleotides. Its product is annotated as probable methylthioribulose-1-phosphate dehydratase. Gene Ontology annotation, cellular component: cytoplasm. Bases 157 to 840 code for a protein of 227 amino acids. The record is from RefSeq and is a predicted model, not a curated record. Gene Ontology annotation, molecular function: methylthioribulose 1-phosphate dehydratase activity; metal ion binding. Lineage: Eukaryota; Metazoa; Arthropoda; Thecostraca; Balanomorpha; Balanidae. The transcript is spliced from 2 exons.
GGGGCCAGGCGACGGGCGGACUUCGGCCAGUGCUCGGUUAGAGGCUCUACACCCGGGCGUCUGCUGUGCGCAGCGCUGAGCCGGGGACACCCGUCAGUCGAGCACGAGCCCGAGUCCCAGUGACACAGGUCAAGGUCGAACACAGCACACUGCAGUAUGUCUGAUGACGAGGGCGACACGUCCUCUCCGGAGCACCCUCGGCAGCUGGUGCCGGCCCUGCUGCAGCAGUUCUACACCCUCGGCUGGGUUACCGGCACCGGCGGCGGCAUCUCGAUCCGCCGCGGCGAGCACAUCUACAUCGCCCCUUCGGGCGUGCAGAAGGAGCGAGUACAGCCCGAUCAGCUGUUCGUGCAGACCGUGGACGGACGCGAUGUGUUCGUGCCGGAGGGCCAGCUGAAGCGCAGCGCGUGCACGCCGCUCUUCAUGCUGGCGUACCGUCUGCGCGGCGCCGGCGCGGUCAUCCACACCCACUCACAGGCGGCGGUGCUGGCCACCCUGCUGUGGUCUGGCCCGGAGUUCCGCGCCACGCACCUCGAGAUGAUCAAGGGCGUGUGGAACGACCAGCUGGACCGCUGUCUGCGCUACGACGAGCAGCUUGUGGUGCCGAUCAUCGAGAACACGCCGCGAGAGGAGGAGCUGGAGGACUCCCUGGAGGAGGCCAUCAGACGCUACCCCGGCUCGCCGGCGGUGCUCGUGCGGCGGCACGGCGUCUACGUCUGGGGAAGCACCUGGCAGCGGGCCAAGACCGUCUGCGAGUGUCUCGACUACCUGUUUCAGGUGGCAGUGGAGAUGCGCCGGUUGGGUUUGGAUCCGACCCAGCCGCCGGCCACGGCCCAGUGACCCGCGGGGACCCCCGCACCGGUCACCGGUCAGCGGGACCAAACUGACAGACCAGUGCGCUGUGUUCACUGCGGCAGACGUAUCCGCGAGGGAUCCGCGUGCCCUCCUGCAUCAUGCUGGACAGAGUGGAACGCUCCGUGAGCUGUAACAACUGUAACAACAAUGUAACAACUGUUGUGUACCUAUCAGGAUGUAGUGAAAACUCUGCCUCGACUGUUUCCACUCCUUCAGGCUUCAGCUCAAGUUCUCACGUUGACUGAAAUGAUUGAUGACCGGUAUCCGGAGUCCGAACCAAAUUCUGAGCUCUACUACCUUCAGCAUUUGCAUUUGUCUAAUUAAGUGCCUGAUCUGGGCUGCCGGUAGCUCGGGCCAUGAUUGGAAGUUGGAACCGUAACCGUAUCUACGGGCACCUUUUCAAGCUUGAUCAAUAUAUGUAUUCAUGAAGCAAU